AUGACCCGGUUCUCUCUUCUUGCGGCUCUGCUCGCCGCUGCCGUCUCGACCGUCAACGCCCAAACCUCCACGGAAUGCCAGCCCCUGACGCAUGACUGCCCGGCAGACCCAGCGCUGGGCACAUCGCACACAUGGAACUUCAGCUCCAAUUCUCUCCUGGACAGCACGUGGAACGUGACCAACGGCGCCGUCGACUAUACCGAUAGCUCCCUGAAAUUGUCGAUCCAGAAAAAGAUGGACUCGCCCACUUUCAAAUCGAACUUCUACAUCUUCUUCGGCCGCAUGGAAUAUCACGUCCAGGCCGCCCCCGGCCACGGCGUCAUCAGCAGUGUGGUGCUCGAGUCUGACGAUCUCGACGAGAUCGACUGGGAGUGGGUAGGCUCAGAGAACACUCAGGUGCAAUCCAACUACUAUGGAAAGGGUAUUACCCUCCCACACACCGGCCAGACACACAAUAUUAGUGGUUCAACAACCGACGCCUUCCACAAUUACACCACAUGGUGGGAUAAGGACAAGCUCGAGUGGUGGUACGAUGGCCAGCUGCUCCGUACUCUGACCUAUGACAAUGCUACCAACAGUAGUGGCACCUGGUACCCGCAAACCCCCAUGACGAUUCGUGUUGGUAUGUGGCCGGGUGGUGACCCUUCGGAACCCAACGGCACAAUCAUUUGGGCUGGUGGUGAGAUCGACUACAACGCUGGUCCGUACAACAUGUACGUCUCGCAAUUGAGCGCCCAGGACUUUUCUACCGGCAAGGAAUACUCCUACAACGGCCACAGCGGAACUUGGCAGAGCAUCAACGUUGUUGCUGGAAACUCAACUGCCGAAGCCACACUCAACACCGUACAUGAAAGUUUAGCCCAAAAGUGGGCCAACCUGUCCUCGGGCUCCAAGAUCGCCAUCUAUGCCUCUGCUGGAGGUGUUGCGGCAAUCGGUCUGAUGGUUCUGUUGUUCUGCUGCAUCAAGCAACGCCGGGUCGGCAAGCGUGAAUGGAAUGUACAAAACAACAAAUUCAUGCAAGAACGCACCGAGAUGAUGAACAUGCAGGCCGAGUGGAGACAAAAGGGAUAUGUUGAAAUGAAGUAA
This is a messenger RNA of Talaromyces proteolyticus, 1086 nucleotides long. RefSeq names its product putative cell wall glucanase. NCBI's taxonomy places the organism in Eukaryota, Fungi, Ascomycota, Eurotiomycetes, Eurotiales, Trichocomaceae. Gene Ontology annotation, biological process: carbohydrate metabolic process; fungal-type cell wall organization. Bases 1 to 1086 code for a protein of 361 amino acids. The transcript is spliced from 2 exons. Gene Ontology annotation, molecular function: glycosyltransferase activity; hydrolase activity, hydrolyzing O-glycosyl compounds. Gene Ontology annotation, cellular component: fungal-type cell wall. The record is from RefSeq and is a predicted model, not a curated record.